Molecule: messenger RNA, 2779 nt
Organism: Juglans regia (Persian walnut)
Lineage: Eukaryota; Viridiplantae; Streptophyta; Magnoliopsida; Fagales; Juglandaceae
Product: probable trehalose-phosphate phosphatase F
Exons: 14
Coding region: 1325-2557 (410 amino acids)
Biological process (GO): trehalose biosynthetic process
Molecular function (GO): trehalose-phosphatase activity
Source: RefSeq, a predicted model, not a curated record
ACAUUAGCUUUUCAUUUUAGCGCUUUGGAUUCUUUACGAUGUUAUCAACAACGUGGGCCAUCAACCUUCAGUUUGAAAGAAAAUGUUAUUGUGAUAAUUGAAUUAGUACUUGAAAACCUAUAUGUAUUCUGCGGUUAAGGUUGCUCUGCUUUUAUUGUUCGACCAAUCGUUUUAGCAAAGGUUUACAUCUUAGCAUGCAUGAUUCCUGUAUUCUGCUGUCACAUAUUCACAGUCUUCAACUAUUGCGAUCAAAUAUAGAAGCUGUUUCAAAUACAUUGACCGACACUAUUGCUGUCACAUAUUCACAGUCUUCAACUCUAUGCAAUGGUCUAGUUGCUCGUUUUUAGCUUUUUACAUAACUUCUAUAUUUGAAUUGGAGGUUGAGGUUGGGAUAGUAUUAAAUAGAGGGAAUUUCAAGAAAUACAUAACUCCAUUUUAGCUUUACAUAACUUCUAUGCAAUGGUUUUCUGCUUUAGGGCUUGAUGGAGCUUCAGUUCAUGAUUUUCUGUCUUCUUUAUCCCUUUUUUAGAAUGUAAUUAGGUGUUUUCUUUUGUGUACUUCUUGUGUACAUGGGCUUCACCUAUUACAUUUGUUGAAUAAAAUUUCUUUUUACUUAUAAAAAAAAAAAACCGGAAAAAAAGUUGCUACUACUUCGUUGUGAAAUAUGAUAUUGAAGUUGACCACAAAGUUGAGCUUUUUAUUUACCACUAAUUCUAAUAAUGGCUUUAAAAAAUUUUCCCUUAUACUCUUAAAAACAGAGGACAUUUUUCAUUUUAUCAAGCCAUUUUCUGUGGAAUUAACUUCACUUAAUUGGAAGAAGACUGAACAGCAAAAGUAAGAAUAGAGUGAGAGGUCACAUAAAGGGGAAACGCAAGUCUUUUCUUCUUUUCACUUUAGAAAAAUGCCACCAUGCAUUUUUAGGCAUAUCGCAUUGGGUAAGCAUAAAUAUUCUCGGCUUUUGUUUUUGGAAUUCAUUGCUUCAAAUUUUUACAGGGUUAUGUUUUAGAUGUUAAGAGUUAUUUUCCAAAAGAUUUUUUAUGACCAUGUUUUCAACAUUCUCAUUUGUGUAGUUUCAUUCAAAUUAUUUCUGGGAUCCUUGUUACAUGAGCAUGUAUUUGGCAGCAUCAGUUAUCAUUGAAUCCUUGCCUUUUGCUGGUCCAUCUCUCUCUCUCCCCCUCCCUCCAGAUAACAGUUGUUGCCUCAGCCAUACAAUUGCUAUGGGCAUGAUAAUGUGUAUCCUGCAUUUGAUGUACUGCUUUCUGAGUGGUAGUGACAAGAAGACACAAAGUUUUUUCAAUAUAAGUGGUGCUACAAAUCUUGAUUGAUGGACCUAAAGUCAAAUCAUGCUGCUCCUGUUCUUACCGAUCCUGCUGCUCCCAUAAACAAGUCAAGACUAGGCAUGCAUUCCAGUCUGUUUCCUUGUUCACCUCCACUAGCAGUUUUACCUCCAGGCAUUUUUUUGACAAUCCCUAGAAAGAAGACUGGAAUACUUGAUGAAUUUCGAUCUAGCAUCUGGCUGGAUGCCAUGAAAUCUUCAUCUCCUCCUCCUAAGAAGAUAACCAAGGAUGUUAGCAACGAGUAUUCACCAACUGAUGCUGAUGUUGCAUACAAUGCCUGGAUGGCUAAGUAUCCAUCAGCAAUUGCGUCAUUUGAGCAAAUAGCAAAUCAUGCAAAAGGAAAGAGAAUAGCAUUGUUUCUGGAUUAUGAUGGGACACUUUCUCCAAUAGUAGAUAAUCCUGAAUGCGCAUUCAUGUCUGAUGCUAUGCGUGCCAAUGUAAAAAAGGUGGCAAAAUACUUCCCAACAGCAAUAAUUAGUGGAAGAAGCCGUGAAAAGGUUUAUGAGUUUGUAAGGCUAACAGAACUCUAUUAUGCGGGUAGUCAUGGGAUGGAUAUCAUGGGUCCUGUUAGAGAACACAUAUCUAAUGACCUGCCCAAUUGUAUUAGAUCGAUGGAUGAACAGGGUAAGGAAGUUAAUUUGUUCCAGCCUGCUGGUGAAUUUUUACCUGUGAUUGAAGAGAGAAAGCAGGCUGAUGCCGAGAGUGAAGCGGAGCGGAGUGAGGAGAGCGUAGCUUACCAAGCGGAGCGUAGCGGAACGACUAGGGUUUUUAGAUCCCUUGUUCAAUGCACCAAAGAUAUUGUAGGAGCAAAAGUUGAGAAUAAUAAGUUCUGUGUCUCUGUACAUUACCGUAAUGUAGAUGAGAAGAGUUGGACUGUAGUAGCUCAACGUGUCCAUGAUGUUCUAAAAGACUACGCGCAUCUGCGUUUGACUCAUGGUCGCAAGGUUUUAGAGGUUCGCCCUGUGAUCAAUUGGGAUAAGGGAAAAGCUGUCACGUUUUUACUGGAAUCACUGGGGUUGAGUCACUGUGAUGAUGUGCUCCCCAUAUAUGUUGGAGAUGACCGGACAGAUGAAGAUGCAUUUAAGGUUUUGAGAGAGGGCAAUCGAGGUUAUGGGAUUUUAGUCGGUUCUGCUCCCAAGGAAAGCAAUGCAGCUUACUCGCUGAGGGAUCCAUUGGAGGUCAUGGAAUUUCUCAAGUCACUGAUGACAUUGAAAAAGUGAAGUGCUUUAUAAAAUAUUCUGACAGAUUCAAAGAGUAAAUUACUCUAAUAUACAUAUACAGUAAAACAGCCUACAUCACGUUUUGUGUUUUCUUUUCUAGAGAAUGUAUAUGGAGAGGUUUUGAAGUUGGAUAAGUGUUGGAACACAGCUCAGAGCUUCUUGUCUUAAUAUAUAUAUAUAGGAAAAAUUUAAUUGUAAGCGAUUCUGCGCACUAAUACGCGC